This is a messenger RNA of Helianthus annuus (common sunflower), 1857 nucleotides long. RefSeq lists its product as uncharacterized. The record is from RefSeq and is a predicted model, not a curated record. The coding region runs from base 1 to 1857 and encodes 618 amino acids. NCBI's taxonomy places the organism in Eukaryota, Viridiplantae, Streptophyta, Magnoliopsida, Asterales, Asteraceae. The transcript is spliced from 2 exons.
AUGCAACAAGCUUUUCUAGAUGAAUACUAUUCUAUGGCAAAGACCGAUGAUGCUCGUGAUGAAAUUAGGUCUUUUCGCCAAUUAUCGGGCGAACCGUUGCAUGAAGCCUUCACGAGAUUUAGGGAGUUGAUGCGAAAGUGCCCACAUCACCAAAUACAAAAGUGGGAAUUGGUGAAAUGCUUUGUACGUGGUUUGGAUGACACGACAUGGAAUCGUCUCGAGUCAACUAGUAAUGGAACCUUAUUCAGCAAUCAUGAAGAUGACGAUUGGGAGUUCCUUGAAAGGAUGAGUAAGAGGUCAAAAGCGAAAGAGUCGGCUGAUCGGGCCAAAAAGCACCCCACCUCAAGGUCUUGGCCCGACUGUGAUUCGAGUUCUAAGGAUCGAAUUGAAACAUUAGAGCGGGAGUUGGCUCGCAUGAAGAAAAGGGAAGUGAAUGCGAUGCAAUACGCCGUAUGUGAAGAAUGCGGAGACAUCCGUCAUCGGACCGAGAAUUGUCAAGCCACCGUAGAGGUAAAUCAAGUGUAUGGGGACCGAAGGCAAUAUGAUAUGAACUCCAACACUUACCACCCCGGGUUGAGGAACCAUCCUAACUUUAGGUAUGGUAAUGCCUCCAACCAAAUGAACCCGAAUUUCCAAUCGGGAAAUCAAGGUGGGUAUUCGCAUCAAAAUUGCCAAAGAGGUUACAAUCAAGAUGGUCACGGGUCGAUGAAUAAUCAAGGAGGUGGUGGUGAUUUGAGUGCCAAAAUGGAUGCAAUGCUUUCAAUGAUGCAAGAGUCCAAGAAAGAGAAUGAGAUUCGGGACAAAUCACAUGAAGCAUUGGCAAAGCAAGUAGGCCAACUCGCGGAGGAAGUGGCUCAAAUGAGAGGAAACAUUGGAAAGCUUCCAAGUGACACUACGAUGAACCCAAAGCAUCAAAGUUCAAGCACAGGCAAUGUGAGGAAUGUGCACAUCAGCGCGGUAAGUCUUCUUUCAAAUGAUGAGCUUAAAGAUCGGUGCCCACCAAAGGAUGAGAGGUGGGAAAUCUUUAAACAAGCAAAAAUUAAUUUGUCGUUGCUUGAUGACAUUAAAAAAGUUCCGGCUCAUGUGGAAUGUUUGAAAGAGUUGAGCAUUGAAAAACGGCACAACAAAUUACCCAAAUCGGUUGAUUUGAUUUCUCAUGUUAGUGCCGUUUUAUCAAGUGCGCUCCCCCAAAAAGCUCAAGAUCCGGGAGAUCCUCUUAUUCCAAUUCAAAUUGGAACAUUUAAAAUUGAGAGGGCGCUCCUAGAUCUUGGAGCUUGUGUGAGCAUCUUGCCCGGGAGUUUGUAUGACCAAUAUGAUUUUGGUCUAUUAAAAAAAUUUGAUACUCCCGUGGUAUUGGCCGAUCAGACUCCCACGCAUCCAAGGGGGAUGGUUGAGGAUGUGAUUGUUAAGGUAGAUGAUUGCUACUACCCAGUUGACUUUUUAGUAGUAGACUAUGUUGGGUGUGUUGAGGACACCCAACCGGUAGUCAUACUGGGUAGACCGUUCCUGGCAACUGCUAACGCCAUAAUAAAUUGUGCAACGGGAACGGUAAGCAUAAAGUUUGGGGACCGGAAAUUAAAUUUAAAUGUUUUUCCAAGUUUUACUAACCCACUCGAUGAGGGUAAGUGUCCUAAAAAGGACAUGAAUCCAAACAAAAAGGUAUGUGCUAUGGUUGGUAGGUUUGGAGAAACAAAGAAGAAGACGGUCAAGAAGAAGAAGGCAAAUAAGUCGCCUCAAGAAAAGAAGAAGGAAGAGGAGGUGAUGAAGUUUGGACCGUUUGGCAACAAAUGGUAUGAAUCACCGGUGGGUGAUUUUGAGGAGUUUGUGGGCGGCCAGCACGCCAUUCGACCACCAUGA